AGUCAGUUCAGUUCUUGGACGUGAAAGACACUUCCCGGAUCUCCAGGAGCUGAACCCAGGUCUGUGUCCGCAUUCCGCUCCUCGGCGGCUACAGCAUAGGUCGUAACUUGGAACUGCUGCUCGACCAGCCUAAUGAAACUGCCCUCGCCGAUGUGAAGAAUGAAUCAUGGGACAGCGUUACUGUGGAAACGACGAGCCUUAUCCAGUUUGAGCACUACGCGGCGUGGACUUCCCAAAACAAAAAUGUCCGAUAACGGGACGAUGUCUCGGGGCAAGGUGCUGACCAUCGACAACAUGAACCCCACAGUGAAGAAGGUGGAGUAUGCCGUGCGGGGGCCCAUCGUGCAGCGAGCCGUGGAGCUGGAGAAGGAGCUCAGUGAGGGAAGGAAGAAGCCCUUCGCAGAGGUCAUCAAGGCCAACAUUGGUGAUGCGCAGGCCAUGGGCCAGCAGCCAAUCACUUUUUUCCGACAGGUGCUGGCGCUGUGUUCCUAUCCUGAGCUGCUGAGUGACAGCACAUUCCCAGAGGAUGCGAAAAGUAGAGCAUGUCGCAUUCUGAACUCCUGUGGAGGGAACAGUAUGGGUGCCUACAGUGCAAGUCAGGGCAUAGGCUCUGUACGUCAGGAUGUGGCUCGUUACAUCGAAAGGCGUGACGGCGGCGUGCCCUGCGAGCCAGACAACAUUUACCUCACCACAGGGGCCAGCGACGGCAUUGUGACCAUGCUGAAGCUUCUGGUGUGUGGAGAAGGUGCAACGCGCACAGGUGUCAUGAUCUCCAUACCUCAGUACCCCCUGUAUUCAGCUGCGCUUGCUGAGCUCAGCGCUGUGCAGAUCAAUUAUUACCUUAAUGAAGAAAAGUGCUGGAGUCUGGACAUCGGUGAGCUUCAGCGAGCUUUGGAUGAGGCCAGACUCCACUGCAACCCCCGCGCCCUGUGCAUCAUCAACCCUGGAAAUCCCACAGGUCAGGUGCAGAGCAGAGAGUGCAUUGAGGAUGUAAUCCGAUUUGCUGCAAAAGAGCGUCUCUUCCUCAUGGCCGAUGAGGUGUACCAGGAUAACGUGUACGCUGAAGGUUGCCAGUUCCACUCCUUUAAGAAGGUUCUGUUUGAGAUGGGGCCAGAGUACUCUGAAACAGUUGAACUGGCAUCGUUCCACUCCACCUCCAAGUGUUACAUGGGAGAGUGUGGCUUCCGCGGCGGCUACAUGGAGAUCAUCAACAUGGACGAUGAUGUAAAGGACCAGUUGACCAAGCUGCUUUCGGUCCGUCUCUGUUCUCCUGUUCCUGGACAAGCGCUAAUGGACCUGGUGGUAAACCCCCCUCAGCCUGGGGAACCUUCAUAUGAGCGCUUCAUCAAGGAACGCACUGCUACCUUAAGUGCCUUAGCAGAGAAGGCCAGACUUACUGAGCAGGUACUCAAUACUGUGGAGGGCAUCCGCUGCAAUCCUGUGCAGGGUGCGAUGUACUCCUUUCCUCGCAUUACCAUACCUGAAAAGGCCAUCCAAGAGGCCAAGAAACUUGGUCAGCAGCCGGAUAUGUUUUACUGCAUGAAGAUGCUGGAAGAGACGGGAAUUUGCCUCGUCCCUGGAAGUGGUUUUGGCCAAAGAGAAGGAACGUACCACUUCAGAAUGACCAUCUUACCACCAACAGAUAAGCUGAAGAUCCUGCUGAACAACGUUAAGGAGUUCCACCAGAGGUUCACCCAGCAGUAUUCCUAAAUUAGAGCAUCAAUUUUACCUCGACUUCCUUAAGAAGAGUUUUUGCCAACCACACUAAAAAGUCUAAGCCAAUCAGAAUAUAUCUGUCUCUAAUAAGUGCCUUUUCUACAAUGGUUUCUCUGGUGGUCCCUGUGAUGAAGCACUUAUAGCCAUGCACAUUUGGACUUUUAUGGACCAGUUUACAGGGAAACUGGGGGAAAAAAAAUCGUAACUGGAAAUGAAAAAUAGACAGCCCUGUGUUAGUUUUGGUGCACAAAGUGCGGCUUCCUGUCUGUGAUGUUUAAUUUUCAAAGACUGUAAAUACUUUCUGUCUGCGUCUGGGCUUACAGUAACUGUCCUAAUGUAAAACUGAAAAAAGGCAGUACAGCUUAUGAAAAACGUUGUGCAUCUCAAGCUUUAAAUGUUUAACUGGGAGAGGUACUUCAUUCCUUCAGACUAAACUCGAUGGCAAGAAUAUACUGAAAGUCUCACUUGCAUGACAUUUUAAUAGGCAUUAAUUUUGUGGAGUUAGUAUUAAAUGUGAAAACAUGUUUUAUGAGUUUUAUGACCUUUAAAGUUAGAAAAAUAUUUUAAAUUGGGUUGUGAACUUUCUUUGCUUUUCUGUUGACUGUUUUCAAAGCUUAGUUCUUAUUUCUCAAAACACAAUUUCAGAAGAGAAUUUUUACUUAAUUUUACCUAAUCUUAAAAAACAUGUUAUGAAUAAGUUUACAGUUUUUUGUUGGUUUUUUUUGUCCACAAUGUUCAUAAUUUCACACUUAAAUUGUUUACUGUAUUGUAUGUGAUGGGCUGGAGGAGAAUGAUUCACUCUUAACAUGUCACUGGUUUAAAAUGGGUUAAAUAUUAAACACAACUAUAUAACAUUUUAAAGGAACAAUAACUAUUUUUUGUAAAGUUCAUUUGUUCAGUUCAAAGUAUAGAGACUGCUCAUAAUGAUCCAAACAGAGGUGGUUCUCCUUCAACCUGAUUUGGAUCAGAAGCUGUUGAGUUUCUCUAACAAACUCUUGAUUAAAAUUGCUGCACAGAUGGGAUUAGUGAAGCACUUGACUGACUGAGCCUCCAUUUUCAUCUCCUCCUGUUAGGAAGUGAAAGCGGUUUUCUUUGACUAACAAACCUCCAGAUAUAAGUGUAUAAUUGUUCCAUUUUCGCCCACAGUGUAGUUCACCGAUUGAUCUUUGAAGAAAAAUUCAAUAAUAAUUGUUGUUUUCUUUUUAAUGGUAAUUGUCCAAACAAUUACCAUUUAGUUGUAAACAUUUCACUGCUGAGUUUUUAUUUUCAUUAAAAAUGAAUAAAAGGGGCAAACAACUGUUCAGCAUUGUUUAAGAGAGACUUGUGGAAAGUCAUUAUUAUCCUUUUUGUUUUAAUUAAAAAAAAAACAUUUUUAAACGACUGAUUCAUUCUGCUUCUCAUUGUUGCAACUAUCAAGUUGUAAAUGUAAUUCCUAAAAGUAAGGAGUCAUUUUUCUGACCGAUUUUUGAAUGUUUUGUGAUGUGGAGCUCUGUCCAGGCCCUUAUGGUUAAAAUCUUUUGACUCUUUAUCUGACUGUAACAGACUUCAGAUUGUUUAUUCCCAGACAGUUAUAGAUUGAAGUUUUUGAGUUUUGAGCUAUAACUUUCAGUAAAAUUGUCAUCUAUACAGCGUAAUCUAACUUCUUUUAUUCAUAAUAGAAAAGCAACAAUUCUCACUGCAGUUAAGAUGGUACAACAUUAUAAUUAUAUUACUUAAAACAUUUCUUACGCAAAUAUACAUAAAGGUCUAAUAGCAUGUAUAGAUAAAAAAACAUUAGUUGGUAGAUGUGUAGAUGAUUAUUGCACAGAACAUUAUACCGUACAUCUGUGCCAUCAUGCUUUUAAUAGUUACACAAGUACUGGUUAACUGGACUCUACUUUCAAAAAAUUUUUAAAUGAACAAAUAUUUGCCAACAGCCAAACUUAUCUUUCUUGUUAAAGAGGGAAAAGUUUAGAAGCUUUAUUUCAUCUACCUUAACAACAGUGUGGAGCAACAAAUUAGAAAUGGCCAGAACGUAAUCUCGCCAUCCUCAAUACAGCUAGAGAAAACUCUAGCUGUACAUCUUACCAUACGGUACGGCAGACACAUUUUAUUAUUUUGAAAUGACUUUUUGAAAUUCUCCAUAUACCUUAAUGCUGAUUAACAGUUGUUUCUAGCCUGCAUUUGCUGUAUGUUUACAGUGUUGUUCUGUUAGAACAUUCUGUUCUCUUCAGCUCAUGUUCCUUUUGUGUAUAAUCACAUUUUCAAGUAUCUUUCAGGGUUCAAGCAUUGCAGCGGGUUUAUGUUGAAGGAUUUUAGCUUCUCUGGUUCCAGCAUCUUAACCUGGAUACUUCAGCAAACUCAUGGAUCUUGGACUCAAACCAAGGAGCUCCCAAUGUCACAGGAAUGUACAUGCUCACCAUCACUAUUCAAAAACUUGGACAAAGGAUGUGUUGGUGAGAUUAGACUUUAGAGAAACAUUUUGGUGUGGAUUCUGGAAAAUCAUCCAAGAUCAAAUGACCUCAGACGGAUGAGGCGAAAUGAUGUGAGAACAUUUUAUUGACCAAACACAGAUCUGUGUCUGUGUUAACGCUCUUUAAAAGACAUGAUUAAGGAAUAUGAAACUGUCAUGGAUGGUGUUUUAUGGCCAGAGGAACCUAAAGUCGGGCUGUUUGGGUUUCUGCUGUGUAACUUAGUUCAUAUUGACUGAGAUAAAAUUGAAUGAAUGUAAAGGCAUUAAAACUUAAGGGUCCCAACACCCCUGUACCUACUCUCCUCGCUGACUGUGACUCGGUUACUGUUUCACCAUUUUCCUUUUGCUUACAUGACAGAAUCAAGGAGUUAUUUUCAACCAUAAGCCAUUUCUCUGAUGUAGAAAAAACUCGGUUUUAUUUAAAAACAAAGAAAAUUAAAGCUUCAGAAAAUAAA
Messenger RNA from Xiphophorus hellerii (green swordtail), 4623 nucleotides. RefSeq names its product glutamic--pyruvic transaminase (gene gpt). The record is from RefSeq and is a predicted model, not a curated record. NCBI's taxonomy places the organism in Eukaryota, Metazoa, Chordata, Actinopteri, Cyprinodontiformes, Poeciliidae. Gene Ontology annotation, molecular function: transaminase activity; pyridoxal phosphate binding. Gene Ontology annotation, biological process: biosynthetic process.